ACAUUUAUUAGUGGUUCCCUGUCUGCCUUUUCCUGUAAUUAUAAUGCACUUUUAUUCCAGGAACCAUGAUUGUGAACCAGUAGUUCAGGAGGUUGAUUCGAUUUCUGAAAGAGAAGGACAGGAAAAGUUUCAAAUGCGUAUUGUUGCUCUGCUUGUAGGUUCAAAUUCUGUUUCCUUUUCUUUCAAUCAGAAAACAUCUUUACAUUUCAAAGGAGCAGGAUUAAUGCCAUAAUUUGCAUGAUAAGUUUUUUAAAAAACAAACCUCAGUUUAGUUACAUCAAGCUAACAAACUUCUUUCAAAAUAAACAGGCAAUAAAACCUUUGCUCCUUCAGUAUCAGGUUUCAUUUGAAAUAAAUGUUAAUAAUGGAGUUCACUAACUCUUAGGCAGGAGGGUGUUGAUCUAGCUUCAACUGUAACUUAAGGGAGAAGGAAAUCCUGUAGCAAAUGGCAAUAACGUAUCAGCUCUGUGAUGACUGUUACACUUUCUUUACCAAGAAUUAUGUAAUUCCAGAAACAAGAUGUUCUCAGAUCUUCUAGCUCAGUUUCACAGCAGAAUGUGAUAUAUUAAAAACCUUUUUAAUUUUUGAUAUUCUAAUGGGCUUCUUGUAGGUCACACUUCCUGCAAAUCUCAUCUUUAAAUUUGCAAAUGUAAUUAGUAAGGUACUCAUUAAUGAGUGAAGGAUCAAAAGGUGGGACGGUGGCCAAGAAGCAAUGGAGAAUAAAAGUUUAGAAGGUUCCCCAUCAGACCUAAAGUUAGUGGCUCAUCCGAGAGCAAAGAGUAAAGUGUGGAAGUACUUUGGGUUUGAUACCAAUGCAGAAGGAUGCAUAUUACAGUGGAAGAAAAUCUAUUGCCGUAUUUGCAUGGCACAGAUCGCUUAUUCGGGAAACACGUCCAACCUUUCAUACCACCUUGAGAAAAAUCACCCUGAUGAAUUCUGUGAGUUUGUGAAGAGUAACACUGAGCAGAUGAGGGAAGCCUUUGCUACUGCCUUUUCAAAAAUCAAGCCAGAAUCAUCACAGCAGGUUGUUCAAGAUAAUCUAAUUAUGAAGACCUACCAGAACUAUGAAAACAAAAAGCAUCAAGAACUGACAUCUGCAGUCAUCAGCUUAAUUUGUGAGGGCAUGUAUCCUGCAUCUAUUGUUGAUGAACCCACAUUCAAGGCCCUCUUGAGAACAGCUGAUCCCAGGUAUGAGCUUCCUAGCCGGAAAUAUUUCUGUACAAAAGCUAUUCCUGAAAAAUACAACGCUAUUAGAGAAAUUGUAUUAAAGGAGCUCACUGAAGUUCUGUGGUGUGGCAUAUCCACAGACUUGUGGAGGAGUGAAAACCAGAACAGGUCAUAUGUAACAGUUGCGGUUCAUUUUCUCAGCAGUAGUCCUUCUAACUGCCUGGCUGUUAACUCACGGUGUUUAAAAACAUUUGAAGUACCAGAGGAUAAUACUGCAGAGACUAUUACACGAGUCCUUUAUGAAACCUUUAUUGAAUGGGGGAUCAAUACAAAAGUCUUUGGUGCUACAACAGAUUAUGGUAAAGACAUUGUGAAAGCUUGCUCUCUCCUAGAUAUUCCAGUACAGAUGCCUUGUUUGGGGCACACUUUUAAUGCAGGAAUACAACAAGCUUUUCAGCUCCCCAAACUGUGCAGCCUUCUUGCCAGAUGCCGAAAACUGGUGGAAUAUUUUCAGCAGUCUGCAGUAGCAAUGUAUAUGCUGAGCGAGAAGCAGAAGCAGCAAAAUAUCCUCCACUGUAUGCUCGUAAGCGAUCGUGUUUCCUGGUGGGGAAGCACGCUUGCUAUGUUGCAGCGUCUUAAGGAGCAGCAGUUUGUCAUUGCAGCAGUUCUCGUGGAAGACAGCAAUAAUCACCACCUCAUGCUGGAAGCCAGUGAAUGGAAUACAAUCGAAGGCCUGGUGGAACUGCUGCAACCUUUCAAGCAGGUUGCGGAGAUGAUGUCUGCCUCCAAGUACCCAACGAUAAGUAUGGUGAAGCCGCUUCUCCACAUGCUUCUCAACACUACCCUGAAUAUCAAAGAAAAUGAUUUGAAAGAGAUCAGCAUGGCAAAGGAAGUAAUAGCGAAAGAGCUGUCCACCACCUACCAGCACACCCCUGAAAUAGACAUGUUUCUCAAUGUUGCAACUUUCUUGGAUCCUCGCUACAAAAAACUACCUUUUCUUUCGGCAUUUGAGCGGCAGCAGGUUGAAAACAGAGUUGUGGAAGAGGCAAAAAGCCUUUUGGAGAAAGUAAAAGAAAACACCUUUAGGACUGAAGAAAAGUUCUUCACUGUUUCAGAAGAGCCCCCUGUGAAAAAAAUAAUAAUCUCCUCCACUCCUCCUCCUACUAGUGUAAUCAACAACAUGCUUGCAGAGAUCUUUUGCCAGACAGGAGGUGUGGAAGACCAGGAGGAAUGGCACGCUCAAAUUGUGGAGGAAUUGAGCAACUUUAAGUCACAAAAGGUCCUUGGUUUGAAUGAAGAUCCACUAAAGUGGUGGUCUGAUAGACUAGCGCUGUUUCCAGUUUUACCAAAGGUUCUUCAGAAAUACUGGUGUAUUCUGGCCACAAGGGUCUUUCCCGAACGCCUUUUUGGUUCUUCUGCUAAUGUUGUAAGUGCUAAGAGAAAUCGGUUAGCCCCAGCUCAUGUGGAUGAGCAGAUCUUUUUGUAUGAAAACACUCGGAAUGGGUCUGAGGCAGAACCAGAAGACGAAGAUGAAGGGGAGUGGGGUUUGGAACAGGAACAGAUUUUUAAUUUGAAUGACUCAGUAAAUGUAAACAACAAUUUCUUUAACAUCCGUGACAGUGGAUUUGUUUAACAGGACUACAUUUAAUAACAAAAAAAGGUAUUUGUCUUAAGUUACCAAAAAUACUUCUGUUUGAUGCUAUGAAUGCUGUAAAUAUUGAACAGUUGUAACAAACUUGAUUUAGCUUCCAGUGUCUAUGUUUUUCCCACUGUCUUAAAACAUGAAUGACUUGUGAUUAAACAGCACUGAAAUGAAUGAGGAAAUAAAUUCUACAAAGACCGUGAUUUCUGACUGUGACCCAGAUUUCAGAAAGCACUUAUCCAUGUGCUUCAUUUCCACUUACUUCAAUGGGACACAAACACGUGCUUAUGUGCUUUCUAUAAUAAAAAUAUUUUCCUGAAUUAGGACCCUAAGCAAGGGAGUUUUUAAUGUUCAUGCCUCCAUGUAUAAAUCCUGUGUGGCUUAGGAUGUUAGCUUUAAAUUUUGGAUUUUAAGACAUUAUUUUUAAAAACCAUAGAUCAGAGCAGCAAAGAUUUUUAGAGUGUAUCAAUGCUAUAGAAUAGAUAAAAAGAUAUUGAGCCUGAUUUUCUUUUUCACUACCUCAUAUCUUAGGCCUGGUCUAUGCUAGAAAAAUUCACCUGAUAAAACUGUGUCAAUUAGGGGAGCAAUGUAUUAUCAUUUUAACUGAUACUGUUAUGCUGGCAUAGGCUGUAGUGUGGGUGCACUUAUACUGGGAUAAUUUAUUUUCUUUGCAGCAUGGUAUAAAUGCUAUAAACACUUUUUAAACUGGUGUUGUUUAGGUCGAGGCAGUGUUGUGUUACAUUCACUUUGUACAAACGUUAUAGAUAAUUCCAUGAGGUGCAAAGCAGCAGAGAAGUCAGGCCCCUUAACAAUGAAUGGAAGAAUAGAAAGAGAGGUUGGAAAACUCCUAAGGGUCAUGGCUCUGUUAAUGUGUGUAUUUUAUAAAGUAUUUACCCUUUAAUUUAAAUGGGGACUUUGCCCAGGGUAGCUAGAAAAUUUUGUUGGCGAGAAAAGUAAAAUAAAUAGCUUUAAUAUUAUGUAAAUAUAUUUAAACGAGGGGACCGCUCUAUUUCCCCACAUGUAUUUAGUAACUGUUUUAAAAUUGUUUCUUAUUAUGUUAGCACUUAAACUUUUUUUUUUCCCUGUCUCUCUUUCGAUUCAGUUUGUAGAGUGGACUUUAGUCUGGUCCAGUCAAAUGUUAGACUAUUAUUUCCAAUUAGUUGUUGUGUAUUGUAACUGCUCCCUUUAUUUCUGUAUGCUUAAAUGUUUUAAGCCCUCUGGAGAACUUGGCAAAAAACAAAAAAAACGAAAAAACACAUCUCUUACAAAGUACGGCAGGUCAUGAACAGGAUUAUAGUUCAUACUUGGCACAGAGUGGGAUGACAGCCAGCAUUUUUAUAUGAGGUAUGGUGGAGGACUUUUAACAAUGUCUAGUUAUUAUCAAAGUUUUCUGGUGGUUUUAUAUUUGUUACUUGUGUCUGUCCUCCCCCACAAAAUCUCCCAAAUAGAGCUGUUUGGGGAGGGUCGUUCUCCCUUGAAUUAAAUGCCAAUAUUUCCUAUUAGCUUUUAAAGGUGUAUAAAGAUGUAAAUGAGAUAACUUUUGAAAUUCUGUGCCUAGAUGCAAAGAACUAACUUAGAUUUGCUCUCCUGUGGCAGUCUCAACGGUUAUACUGUUAAACACAAACAUGCAUAUAUGUCUUAGGCUUUGUGGUAAUGGCUGGCAGAGUGAAAGCCUAAGAGUGAUUUUGCAUAUUUGUGUUAAGUGUCUAUGAUUAUGUUAAGCACUACUUUUUUGGUGAGAGAUCUAUUGGAUACUGCUUGUUACCAAUUUGUAGGAGAAAAUUUCAAGUUUAUCAUCAUGCCGGUGUCCUCAGAUGUUUGGUUUUAGAAAGGGCCUAGCCAGAAGGAAUAUACAAAAAUGAGAAUUACAGUGAAAUUUAAUAUAUUACCAAAAUGUUUAUUUGUAUUUUGCUUUGAUAGUUCUUACAAGUUUGAGGUGUCUUUAUUUUCUUUUGCCAGUACAUGGUGGGAAGGGUAGGGGGGGAGGGAAGGAUGGAUUAUAAAAUAAAGGAGCAGUGAAGUAAAUAGUAGCAAACUACCUGGCAAGUUUAAGCCCAGGAAAAAUGAGUUUAACAGCUAAUGUGACACAGAUUUGGCUGUCAGUAAGCUUGAAUUUUCAUUGUCCAGCCCUCUGAAAAUUCAUUUGCAUUUGUAUAAAGUACCUGCACAGCGCAUUAUUUUGAAUGUUGCUACUUUGUGUGUGCACUGAAGAGGUGCCUGUGAUUAUCCCAUGAGGUAGAACAGAAGCUUGGCCUAAAAACGUCCGGAAGUGUAGGCUAUCUGUGAGGGUAGCACAGUCAGAUAAUGGGAGGGAGCAAGAUAUAGCAGGUCUCUUUUUCUGUUACCUGAGUUCCUGUUACUCCCCUAGAAUAUUUAAGAAACCCUUUUUGUUUUGUAUGUCGGGUUGGAUGCCAGCCAGCGUCAGUUGUGUCCAUUUUCACCACCGCCGCCUGCUACUACUGAGGUUGGCCUUCAAGGAGUUGCACAAGUGCUGGCACAAGGCGUACGGAUCUCAUUUUAUACCAGUGUAAUUUAAAAUUGAAAUCAGAGUAGGGAAUACCAGAGUGAGCAGAGUAUCAGUCUCCAGGUCUGAAUUCAGCUCACGUGUAUUGGCAGUACCCAAGUCCUGUUUCCAUCUUCAUCUUGCUAGGGCUAAAAGUGUGUAGUUCAGCUUAUGGCUUACCUCAUAAGCAGUUUUACUGAGACCAGGGCAGUGCACUAUUCUCUUCCUUCUAGCUUCUUUUUAUUUUUUGGUAUCCAAAAUAAAACUGUAGUUGGUUGAAUUGAUAUGUCUCAGCAUUCUUUUAAAAAAAGAAAGAAAGAAAAAAAAAGAACAAAGCCAUUGUUAGUCCUACCCAUUGUCUGUGAGAUUUUUAUUUAAUGUUCUAAGCCUGGAAUAUUGUUAAAUAAACUAGAAAAAUAAGUUAGUUACUAGAUUAUUUGUCUGAUGUGUGUUCAUAUCUACAGCACUUUAUGACUUUGAACUCUUCUGCAACAAGGGGAGGUUGUAUUCUAAGGUUUUAAAGCUAUGCAUUUAUUUUCCUUUUGAUGCUGUAAGUUAUUUUAAAAAAAUGCUGUACAAAUCUUUUGGAUUAAAAAUAUGAAGAUGAAAAAAGUCAGAAGUUUAGAGAAUUUCUCUUGCUUAAAAACGUGUGAAGUUUUUCAUUUAACCUAAUUUUCUGUUGUCUAGUUGGGUGAAGAAACAAAGUUGCAGAUCUAUUUUAAAUAUUGUUACAAAAUGAGUAAAACUAUGUUGUUAUUGCCAAGGGUGGGCCCAGAAUACAUUUCAAAUUAUGCUAUUAAUUCAGAUUGAUGUUGAUUUUUCUUGACAGCUAAUUUGAAUCCUCAGUCUAAUAUUUCCUGUUCUCUUUGGCACAGCUGAGAUCUCUUUGAGAGGCAAUAGAGGGACUUCAACUUUUGAAUACUUUCGUGCUGGAAAAGUGUAUUUUCAAAUGCUCUUUCAAAAUAUAUAUUUUGUGUCAAAAGAAGAAGAAUUACCUUUUGCUACCAAGCCAAGUAUUUCCAGUUCAGCAUUUAAACUCUGUGGUAGGAUUAAGAAUGCAGCUGAAAGGACUUUUCUCUGAAGAACCAAUCUUUAAAUACAGUCUACCUUUCUGUGUCAUCAGAUAGUAUUAUGAAUCUCCAAAACCAAGAUGAAGUUGAAGAGGCGAUUUUUUUCAGCAGACUGUAUAUGAGAUUCCUCAGUUUAAAUUAAGGACACAGAUAUACAUCGUAGUGGGUUUCUGAUUUUGAAGCUGUGGAUUAUUUGGGGAAAGGACAUAGUAUUUUGUAUUUCAAUUGCAGUAAUAUAUCAGAGAUCAUACUGAAAUUAUGGCUUUGUGUUACCAAGUCUUAACAAAAUGUUUUCUGGCCCCAAGUGAAUAACUUAAAUAAUAUUUCAAAGCAGGAGAGUUUGGGAUAUUCACAAUACUUCUCCUAUUUAGCUUUAUGUUAAUGUUAUCACAGUAAAGAAGAACUUGGAUCACUUUGAGCCUAUUCCAGGCAUUUGGAGCAGGAUGAUCUGUGGGAUAGAAAGCUGGCAUCUGAGCCCAGAGCUCUGGAUUCGGUUUCUUGUCUGCAGCAGACUCCUGGUGUGAUUCUGUAGUUUGUUUUGCCAUCUGUGAAACCAGAUGAAAUGUGGGGGAUAAAUGCACUGAGAGGCAAUCACGUGAUUGGUGACAGGGCCUGUAGAAGUACCCUGAGGAAAAUGCCUCUGUAAAGAGCUGGAGCAUGGUGUGACUCCCUGGCUCCCUGCCACUGUCGCAGCUGUGCCUCUUGUGCCCUGGAGCCACCGAGGGGAGUGCAACACAGCCAAGUCCACCUGGGCCAAGUCCACCUGCUGCUUCCUGCAGAGCUGCCCUCCCUGUCAAAAUCAGCUGUGAUCCAAACUCAAAUAAAAACUCACAUGGGAAAAAGAUCAAUAAUAUGCAAUUGUCUGAGUUUUUUAAUAUGCGCAUUUUAAGAUG
This is a messenger RNA of Struthio camelus australis, 7275 nucleotides long. The record is from RefSeq and is a predicted model, not a curated record. NCBI's taxonomy places the organism in Eukaryota, Metazoa, Chordata, Aves, Struthioniformes, Struthionidae.